Molecule: messenger RNA, 934 nt
Organism: Monomorium pharaonis (pharaoh ant)
Lineage: Eukaryota; Metazoa; Arthropoda; Insecta; Hymenoptera; Formicidae
Product: golgin subfamily A member 6-like protein 22
Exons: 1
Coding region: 34-816 (260 amino acids)
Source: RefSeq, a predicted model, not a curated record
UGGAGCGAGUUGAAGGAAAUUGUUAAGAAGAGCAUGGUCACGAAAAGAAUAAAGAUAAAGGGGAAAAUAAGAAGAGGAGAGGAAUGGUACGAUCAAGAAUGCAAAUUUAGGAAAAGAGAACUGAGAAAACAGCUAAGGAGGCUAAAAAAAGGCAAGAUUGGAAGCAAGGAAUACAUAGAGAGGAGGAAAGAAUACAAAGAAUUGGUGAAGAAAAAGAAGGAAGUGUGGGGAGAAGAACUGCUGACGAGAUUAAGGAAAAUAAAAGAAGGUAAAGAGUUCUGGGAGGAAGUGAACAAGAGGAGGAAAAGGAGAGAACUGAUAAGUAAAAAGAUAGACACACAGACAUGGGAAAAACACUUUAGAGAUGUACUGGACGGAAAGAGACAAAGAAGAAUCAGAGAAUGGGAGAAAGUUAAAGAAGAGGAAGAAGAGGACAUAACAGAACAAGAAAUAGAGGAGGCAAUCAAGAAGAAAAAAAAGAAGAAAGCAUCAGGACCAGACGGAAUCCCGAACGAAGCGUGGAAGUUCGCGACAGCAGGACUUAGAAAAAGUUUGAAAAAAAUCCUGAAUGAAAUAUGGAAAGGAAACGGCUACCCGGAGGAAUGGAAAACGGGAGAUAUAGUACCGAUCUUUAAAAAAGGCGAAAAAGAUGAGGUGAAGAACUAUAGAGGAAUCACACUGAUGGACACAGGAUACAAGAUUUACACAGAAAUUAUAAGAAGGAAAUUAGAGAAGAAAUUAGAAGGAGAGAAAAUGCUGGAAGAAAGCAGCAAGGUUUUAGAAAAAAGAGAGGCACAGUGGAUGCAAUAUACUUAGUGAAGAAGGCGAUAGAGAAGGAGAUAGGAAGAGAGGCAGGUAAAGUGUUUGCAUUCUUCGCGGAUUUGAAGGCGGCAUUUGACACGCUAGGAAGAGAGGAAAUAAAAAGGAUGAUAGA